This is a messenger RNA of Arachis duranensis, 1949 nucleotides long. Its product is annotated as ubiquitin C-terminal hydrolase 12. Gene Ontology annotation, molecular function: protein binding. Lineage: Eukaryota; Viridiplantae; Streptophyta; Magnoliopsida; Fabales; Fabaceae. The record is from RefSeq and is a predicted model, not a curated record. The transcript is spliced from 5 exons. Bases 761 to 1333 code for a protein of 190 amino acids.
CCCCUUCCCCCAACAAACCCCCAUUCGGGAAUCACUAUUCCUCUUCAGAGCUUUUUGAUUUUUCCCUCAAACAAACCCCAGCCAUCUAACCUCCACCACCACCGCAGGGAGUGAGGCACUACUGCCGUCCGUCGCGUUGUCGUCGUGCUCCAGGUCUCCAACCCCCCUUCAUUCUCACGGUCUCACCCAUCGCAGCUUCUUCCUCGAGAUCGACUUUCGCGUCUGGUUUUCGUCUGCUCAGCUGCGCUUCUGCCGUUUUCCGUCGUCGUGCUCGUCGCCUGAUCGCCAUAGUUGGUCGCGCUCAACUGUUCUUCCUCACACUAUGCACAAACUGCUCAGAUCAAAGUUAAUGGCUUCUCUGCUCACUAGUCCACGCCGCGCGCCUCCUCCACGUCACCGGAGCCCUUGGUCCUGAGAAUCUCGCGUUCGAUUGUCACGGAGGAGGGCCAUACACCGACGUCGCCGCGGCCGAAUUCUAAAGUGGGAAGGAGAUGAAGUUGGUUGGACUUAAUUUGCUGUCUCCUCUUCCAAUAGUUGAACCACGGUUAGACCGGUUGGACCAGUGAACCAGUGACUAGAACGGUUCGACGACCGGGCCGGUUUUCAGAACCUUGGUAUCAUCAUAACUCAAGAACGAAUCUUUGGUCUAAUUUCCUCUUCCGUUUUAUAUAUAAAAGUAUGAAUAUGAUUUCAAUAUCCUUUACCUUCUACAUUCCGUUGCCCUGCACUUUGCCACUAUCUAAACUUGCGGUGGUAUGAAAUGGAGAAUCAAGAAAAGAUUGGUGAAACGUUUGAGACGUUCAAAUGGACCAUUAAGGACUUGUCUAAGUUGAACACCAAGAAUAUUUACUCUCAGGAUUUCUUCAUCGGUGGCCAUCCAUGGGUGAUUCUUAUGUAUCUCAGCGGAAACAAUGUGGAUUACUUGUCAAUUUAUUUGGGUGUUCGAGAUUCUUCUACUUUAACUGAUGGAUGGACCAGAUUUUCCAAAUUCAGGUUGGUUCUGAUUAAUCAGAUUAAUAACAAAUUGACAACAGCAAAAGAAACUGAACACACAUUCAGUGCCAGAGAUUGCGUCCGGGGCUUCAAGCUGUGUAUACUUUUAUCUGACUUCUAUGAUCAUAGCAAGGGGUUUCUUGUGAAUGGCACUUGUAUAAUUGAAGCUAAAAUUUCUGUCAACAUCCCAGAACUCGAGAAAAAAGUUUAUCAAGCUGCUCCACCAGUACCGUGCAAGUUCCUGCCAAGCCUACUGAAAAUGGUGAUAAUCCUUUAUCUAUGGACAUGUCUGCAGUCUCAAUGGAUGAGCUUGUUGAUUUCAGGAGUUUUGGGAAAAUAGAAAGAGUGGUUCCUCUUCUUGACGAAGUAUGUGCAAAGCAUCCCUCAAUUAUUGGAUGCCAGAAGAAGAGAAGUCGAAGGUUUAGCGAAUGGACAUUGACAGCUUUGGGAAGAGUUCUGCAUUUCCUCAAGACUAAAAAGGUGAGAGAUAUGGAUGAAGAGGCUUGUAGCCAUCUUCAAAUCUUUAUGGGAGGAACUCGAGACGUUUAGAUUUGAUUUAACUUGGCUCGAGCCGCAUGUUCAAUCUGCCUUAAGUAUGAAAAACUACAUGGAAAGAUCUGCUAAGGUGAAACGUGUGAAGGAGAAUGUGGCUGCUCUGGAGAUGGAAAUGAAGAAGCUGAAGGCUACGGUUGCUGCUGUUGAAGUUGAUCUUGAAAUGGCAAGAAGUGAAUUGGUGAAACUUGAAGAAGGCUUUGAAGAGAGAGAUAUGGAUGGUGAACUAGGAUAUGGGCCAUAGAUUCAUAUUGUUGAAAUUCACUUAAUCUAUGCAGAUAUCAUAAGGAACCAAUGAACCUAUGUGUUUGUAUGACUAACUCGUGUAAUAGCAUUAUAAUUUCUUGCACUUAGUUGAGUUGCACAAAGAAAGAAGAUUACAAAUUGACUUAUUUACCAACAAA